Penicillium roqueforti is the source of this 3123-nucleotide messenger RNA. RefSeq names its product putative NRPS-like enzyme. The transcript is spliced from 4 exons. The record is from RefSeq and is a predicted model, not a curated record. NCBI's taxonomy places the organism in Eukaryota, Fungi, Ascomycota, Eurotiomycetes, Eurotiales, Aspergillaceae. The coding region runs from base 1 to 3123 and encodes 1040 amino acids.
AUGGAAUCUUUUCGGAAAAGACUGCUUGCGACAACGAUCGAUGAGCAGGCUGAAACCAAACCCACUCAACGAUUUGCAGUUAUUUCACAGGGAUUGGACCUCAGCAAUGGGCUCCGAGACAUUUCAAUCAAAGACCUGGCACAGGCCGUGAACUUCAUGUGUUGGUGGAUUGAGAGCAUCAUUGGACCGGCACACUCUGACUCCCCAGAGACGGUGGCCUAUAUGGGGGGCAACGAUGUGCGCUAUCUCAUCUUCUUUCUUGCAUGCCAGAAGACUGGAUAUCAGGCCUUCUUGCCUUCUACCAGGAACUCAGACGAAGCGUAUGUUCAUCUACUGAGCGCGAUAAACUGCACAAAGUUCUUCUUCGGCGAGGAGCGUCAAGAACGAGUACUGGAGAUACAUGGACUUGUACCGAAAUUGGACAUCUUCCAGGCCCCGACCCUGAACACAAUCCUCAGCGACGAGAGUGGUCUACGCCACUACCCAUAUACCAAGUCCUAUGCCGAUGCAGAGGAUGACAUUGUUUGCAUCAUCCAUAGCUCUGGAACGACAGGCAUGCCCAAGCCGGUGUAUCUCACCAACGGCUUCAUCAUGACCUUUGAUUCUGUCACUUACCUUGAAAAGCCACCAGGUCGCCGGCCAAAUACAUUCCACGACCUGGAUCAAAGUCAGCUGCUGCUGGCCGCGGCACCUUUCUUCCAUCUGAUGGGACUAGUAACAUUCAUCUUCUCGGUGUGGAACGAAUGUCCCAUGUUCGUUGCCCCCGAUAAGCCACUCUCUGUCGACUAUAUGAUAGAGCUGCUGAGCACUGGCCACCCCACAGUCGCACUCCUGCCACCCUCGGUCCUGGAAGAUAUGAGCCAAUCCGAGAAAGCACUAGCUAGUUUGAAAGAAGUCAAAAAAGUGUAUUUCGCCGGCGCGCCUCUGCCCCUAGAGAUCGGCGAGAAAUUGCGCAAGUAUACGGAGAUCAUAACGGUAAUUGGAAGCAGUGAGGCCGGCGUGAUCCCAGGGCUAAUACCGGAGGACAAAACCAACUGGGGCUACUUCGAAUGGAAUGAAGACUACGGAGUGGAAAUGCAAGACACCGGCGGCGGCGUGUUCGAGUUGGUGAUUCCUCGGAAGAAGGAUUCUCGCGACUGGAAGGCCGUUUUCCACACAUAUCCCGAGCUCGAUGCGUAUCCAACCAACGAUCUCUUCACCCAACACCCAACGGACCCACGUCUGUGGAAGUUCUGCGGGCGCAAGGACGAUGUGAUUGUCCUCAGCAAUGGCGAAAAGUUUAAUCCUAUCGGGAUGGAGGGUAUCAUCGAGGGACACCCGCUGGUUCGGAAGGCGGUGGUAGUCGGCCAGUCCCGGUUCCAGGCCGGACUGCUCGUCGAUCCGAGUCCUGCGGGAUGGGAUAUGGACCCGAAGGUCUUUAUUGAGGAGAUCUGGCCGGUAGUACAGGCGGCUAACCAGACCAUCGCGGCUCAUGGCCGGGUAAUGAAGAACAAGAUCAGGCUCGCUGUGAAGACAAAGCCAUUCCAGACGACUCCUAAGGGUAACGUGCGGCGCCGGAUGGUGCUUCAGGACUACGAGGAAGAGAUUGAUAUGAUAUAUACCGAGGACCUCGUGGAUGACUUGGACCAGUCUCUACCGCAGACGUUAGACCAUGAGAGUCUUACGGAGUAUAUCCGCCAGGUUAUUACCCGUGUCCUGGAGAAACCCGAGAUCGCAGAUGAUCAGGACUUUUACGCUGCCGGUCUUGAUUCUCUAAUGACCAUUCAUGCCUCUCGGAUACUGCAAAAGGGCAUUCAGCUACGUCGGCCGGAUGUAGAAGCAGGAGCCAUCAACGCCCAGACGAUCUAUGGCAACCCCACAGUCGACCGAUUGUCUCAAUCCGUGAUGGACAUCUUAGAUGGAAGAGCCCAAGCUGAUAUCCCGCGAGCAGAGAAGAUCAAGAGUCUGCUGGAGAAGUAUACGUCUGAUCUUCCAGUGCGGGAAGUCUACCGCGAGAAUGGAUUGCCCUCGCCUUCGACUGUGAUUCUGACCGGUUCAACUGGCUCACUGGGUACUUAUCUCCUGCAUGAUCUACUAAACAGCGAUUCCAUCACCAAGAUCUACUGCCUCAAUCGUUCGGAUGCCGAAGCACGACAGAAGAAAGGCUUCGAAGAAAAAGGCUUACACUUCGACGAAAACGACUGGAAAGACAAGGUCGAGUUCCUACAAGUCUCAUUCGGAGAACCACAAUUCGGCCUGGACGAGUCCAAGUACCAGGAACUUCUCGACUCGGUCGACACCAUCAUCCACAACGCCUGGAAAGUCGACUUCAACCACUCCGUCGAUUCGUUCGAGGGCACUCACAUCCGGGGUGUGCGGCGCUUUAUCGACUUCAGCUUGAACAGCCGCAACAACGCCCAUGUUCACUUCGUCUCCUCCAUCAGCACGGUAGGCGCUUGGACCCCCGACAAGGGAGAUCUGGUCCCAGAAGUACCGAUCGACGACAUUUCAGUCGUUCUCUCACAGGGCUACGGCGAGUCCAAGCACAUUGCCGAGCGCAUCUGUCUCGAGGCAUCGCAAAGAUCUCAAGUCCCCACGUCGGUACAUCGCGUCGGACAGAUCGCGGGACCGACUAGCGCGCGCGGACAGUGGAAUCGACAGGAAUGGCUGCCGACGAUCAUUGCGACGUCAAAAGCGAUGGGUAAAAUCCCCGACCAACUCGGCUCGGUCGCGGUCGAUUGGGUCCCAGUGGACACACUAUCCAAUAUUAUAGUGGAAAUUGUCAACACACGUCAUCGGGACUCCUCCGAAGCAAGAUCUGCCGUGUUUCAUCUCACCAAUCCCGAGCAGACAUCAUGGUCGACGUUGAUCCCGGCGGUCCAGAGCGAGUAUGCAGUCGAGCCAGUUGCGUUCUCGAGGUGGCUUGGCGAGCUGGAGAGUAUCACCAAUCCCAGCAGUGAGGAAGUUGCCUCCAAGCCGGCACUCAAGCUGCUGGGUUUCUACCGGGGGUUGGAAGGCGAGGGCAGUGCCUUGUCUGUACCGCUGGAUGUCCAGCGGACGAAAGCGGCAAGUGCCAGCAUGAGAGCGCUGGGCGCGGUCUCUCCCUCGUUGAUGCGAAACUGGCUGCAGCAAUGGCAAUUCUGA